AUGGUGCGCAAGCUCAGCAACGCGGUGCAGUCGCUCUCGAGGGCAUGUCACUGGCUCGUGGCCACGCGGAGCCGCCGCCGAUGGCUCGUCCGCGCGACACUCAUAGCCUUCCUGCUGCCGCUGCUUCUUCAAUGGGCUCUCGCGUACGUUCUCGGUAGCGACGCUCGCCUGCUCCCCGCCGAGCUCUUGCAAGCCAAGAAUCUGCUGGUCGUGACGGCUCAUCCCGACGACGAGUGUCUCUUCUUUUCGCCGAGCAUUCUCGGCGUCUUGGACAGGAACAAGCACAUGAGGGGGGGUCUGGUGGUCAUGUCAACUGGCAACAACUACGGACUGGGGGAGACCAGGAAGAAGGAGCUGCUGGGCUCCUGCGAGGCGCUGGGCAUUGACACGACUAGAUGUGUUGCGCUGGACCAUGCCGACCUGCAGGAUAAUCCCAGAGUUUGGUGGGACGAAGACAAGAUUAAGCCCAUCCUGAAGGAGUACGUUGAGAAAUGGAGCAUCGAUGCCAUCAUCACCUUUGACGAGGGCGGCGUGUCAGGCCAUAUAAAUCACCGGGCCGUCAGCUCGGCCGUCAACCAGUACGUGGCCGAAAACGAAAAGGCUCCGGCAGCUUACAUGGUGGUGUCUGUUGCUCUCCCCAGAAAAUACACCUUUCUGCUGGAUCUCCCCCUCACAGCCAUCUCUUUCCUGUGGAGGAUAGCGGCAGCCAUCUUCUUCCCGUCGGGCUCAGCAGACGCCAAGUACAGCACCAGGGCGCUGGUCGCAAACACAUGGCAUCGGUACGUGAUGACCAGGAAGGCAUUUGCCAGCCACGGCAGUCAAUAUACCUGGGACAGACACUUGUACAUGAUUAUCAGUCGAUAUGUGUGGUUCAAUGACCUGCAAAGGGUCGUCGUCAAGGGAACUGUGCGAUGA
Molecule: messenger RNA, 915 nt
Organism: Ustilaginoidea virens
Lineage: Eukaryota; Fungi; Ascomycota; Sordariomycetes; Hypocreales; Clavicipitaceae
Exons: 4
Coding region: 1-915 (304 amino acids)
Biological process (GO): GPI anchor biosynthetic process
Cellular component (GO): endoplasmic reticulum
Molecular function (GO): N-acetylglucosaminylphosphatidylinositol deacetylase activity
Source: RefSeq, a predicted model, not a curated record